GUGAUGUCGCAACAGCGGUAGCAGCGUAUCAGUUGAAUAAUCAUGGCGACCAAGUCAGGGACGCGGGUGGAUGAAUUGGUGCAUAGUAUCACAUUGCACGUGCCUCGAAAGUUAUUAUUUAAUGGUUACAUAUUGCCAUUUGUUGUGCUUCAAGCUGUUUGGAUUUAUAGUUGGGUUUUUAUUUAUGGUGUCGACGAAUAUUAUGAAGCUGGGUUAGUUGGCAUUGCGGCUAUCGGAUUGCUACAGAUUUUCGUCUGUCUGUGUUGUCAGUGGUCGGUCCACGUGCAAUGUUUUCUCAACUGCAGCUCUACCAACGAUCCACUCAAAGCCAAAGUAGUCAAAGUGGUUCCAACACCCAAUAACGGGAGUUCAGAGCUGGUAACACUAUACCGUGAUAGCAACCAGGUGCCAUGGUUCAUUUUUCAAAAAACUAAAUACUCGUGGGAUUUGAAUAAAAAGCAAUUUAGGUGUUUAGAAUUCCCAGUUUCAAAACCCCUAAGUCAUUAUGAAAAUUGGAAGGGAUACCAAGAUACAGAAGAAGUCACAGCUGCUGAAGAAAAAUAUGGAAAGAAUAGCCUGGACAUGGUUGUUCCUGAAUUCAGAGAGCUAUUCAAAGAACGAGCUAUUGCUCCUUUUUUUGUUUUCCAGGUAUUCUGUGUGGCAUUGUGGUGCCUCGACAAAUAUUGGUAUUAUAGUAUAUUCACUCUGGUCAUGCUCAUCAUGUUCGAGUGCACCCUUGUACAGCAGCAGCUCAGAAAUAUGGCUGAGAUUCGUAAGAUGGGAAAUAAACCCUACUUGAUAACGGUGUACAGAAAUAGAAGAUGGAGAUCUAUAUUCACUGAUCAGUUAGUCCCUGGUGACAUCGUGUCCAUUAUUAGAUCUCAAAAUGACAACUUAGUCCCAUGUGAUAUGCUUUUGUUGAGAGGGCCUUGCAUCGUUGAUGAGAGCAUGCUGACUGGCGAGUCAGUCCCACAAAUGAAAGAACCUAUUGAGGGACUUGAAGGAGACAGGCAUCUAGAUCUUGAGAUGGAUAGUAGACUUCAUAUUAUUUUUGGAGGUACCAAAGUUGUCCAGCAUACAUCUCCAGGAAAAAGUACAACUGGGCUCAGGGCAACAGAUAAUGGCUGUGUAGCCUAUGUUUUGAGAACUGGCUUUUCGACCUCGCAGGGCAAGCUUCUAAGAACGAUACUAUUUGGAGUGAAACGAGUGACAGCCAACAACCUGGAGACCUUUGGCUUUAUCUUGUUCCUUCUUAUCUUUGCGGUUGCUGCUGCUGCAUACGUAUGGAUUAAAGGAAGUGAAGAUCCAACUAGAAAUAAGUAUAAAUUGUUUCUCGAGUGUACACUCAUUCUGACAUCUGUCGUGCCUCCAGAAUUGCCGAUAGAAUUAUCUCUGGCUGUGAACACAUCACUCUUUGCUUUAUCUAAGCUAGGGGUCUACUGUACUGAGCCUUUUAGGAUCCCAUUUGCUGGAAAGGUCGAGAUUUGCUGUUUCGACAAGACUGGUACUUUGACGAGUGACGAUUUAGUCGUAGAAGGAGUUGCAGGGUUAAAUGGAAAACCUGAUGUUAUGACGCUAUCGGAUUGUCCCAUGGAAAGUGUACAAGUUUUAGCAACAUGUCAUUCCCUUGUUCAAUUGGAUGAUGGGAUGGUUGGUGAUCCUCUGGAAAAAGCUACACUAACUGCUGUUGACUGGAAUCUCACUAAAGGGGAUGUAGUUAUUUCAAAAAGAGGCAGAUCCCCGGGAUUGAAAAUUUUCCAAAGACAUCAUUUCUCAUCUGCAUUAAAAAGGAUGUCAGUUGUUGCUGGCUACAUAACUCCUGGCUCUACAGAACCUCAUUACAUGGUGACUGUCAAAGGAGCACCAGAGACUUUGAAGUCAAUGUUCUCUUCUGUGCCAGAAAAUUACGACUCUAUAUAUCUUUCAUUAUCUCGCCGAGGUGCCAGAGUCCUAGCGCUAGGUUAUCGGAUGCUCCCAUUCCCACUUUCUGCUCAAGAAUUGCGGGAAAUGACUAGAGAUGAAUUGGAGUCUCAGUUGACGUUUGCCGGAUUUGUAAUAAUCAGUUGUCCUCUGAAAGCUGACUCAAAAGCGGUUAUCAAAGAGAUUAUAAAUGCUUCGCAUUCGGUGGUUAUGAUCACGGGUGACAACCCGCUAACUGCUUGCCAUGUUGGUAGAGAAUUACACUUCACAAAAAAGACUGCCACUUUGAUACUUACACGAACAUCGGACCGAUGGAUCUGGGAGAGUGUAGAUCAGACCAAACACUUACCACUCCAAGAAAGCCAAAAGGGUAAAGAGAUAUGGAAAGAUUAUUCCUUGUGCAUCACAGGAGAAGGUUUGACUUAUCUUAAGGAAAACCAUGAGAGCCUACUUUAUAAAUUACUCCCCCACAUUGCAAUAUUUGCAAGAUUUGAUCCAAAGCAGAAAGAGUUCGUUGUUAUUGCUCUUCAAGAAUUGGGAUAUACGACUCUUAUGUGUGGAGAUGGAACUAACGAUGUAGGGGCUUUGAAACAUGCUCAAGUGGGAGUAGCAAUUCUUUCAAACGCACCAGAAAGACUGCCUGUAGAAAAACGAGAAGCUCCGGCUUCGAGCACUGUCGCAAACGGACCAAGAAAUAACCCUCGUAAUAGCACGCACGCAAAGAUGCAUAAGCUACUGAAAGAACUGGAAGAACAAGAUCAAUCGCAAGUUGUUAAAUUAGGAGAUGCUUCUAUCGCUGCUCCAUUCACCAGCAAAUUGUCAUCCAUACAAUGCAUUUGUCACGUAAUAAAGCAGGGGCGCUGCACAUUGGUCACUACCUUACAAAUGUUUAAGAUCCUUGCUUUAAAUGCGCUAGUCCUUGCCUAUAGUCAGUCUGUCUUGUACUUGGAUGGAAUCAAGUUCAGUGAUGCUCAAGCUACUCUACAAGGUCUUCUCGCAGCCUCGUGCUUUUUAUUUAUUUCAUGGUCCAAGCCGCUAAAGACCCUCUCGAAGCAGCGACCUUUACCCAAUAUUUUCAACUUAUAUACCAUUUCAACGGUGCUACUACAAUUUUCCGUUCAUUUCAUCUGCCUUAUCUUUCUUGUUCGAGAAGCUGCGAUCCUUUCUCCUAGGAACGAUACAUUGGCUACAAUACUGGCACCAACUGAUGAAACAGUUGAAUCGUCAACUUUAUCUUCGUCAGGUGAAGAUAGCGAGGAUGGGGAGCCCUUCCAAGCUGAUCUGGUCAACAGUACAGUUUACAUAAUUUCGAUGGCCCUUCAAAUAUCAACAUUUGCGAUAAAUUACAGAGGAUAUCCUUUUAUGGAGAGCUUGACGGAAAAUAAAGCCUUACUCUAUAGCAUCGUUGGCAGUUCCUUGUUUAUUUUGGGACUAGCUUGUGGAUUGUUACCUGAAAUAUCAACUCAGUUUGAAAUCGUUGAGUUUCCACAUGAUUUUCGCGUGGUUCUCGUCCAAGUGUUAUUUGCUGAUUUUAUAUUUGCCUAUGUUGUUGACCGACUAUGCCGGUGGCUCUUUGGCGAAGGAAAGUAUGAAAAGCUAUGAUCUACCAAUCAUCAAAUAACUCUUUUAUCUUGAUAGUGGAUUUUCAAAUAUAUUCUAAUAUGUCAACAGCCUUGUUCUGCGAUUGAAUGAUUUUAUCGAUUAAAAACUAAUAUGCUGACAUAAUAGCGAGGGUAGAAUAGAGUUUUAGAAAAGACAAUCUGUAACUGCAAGGCUGAUUUAUAUGCAUCGUAUUUCUUGCCUCCCGAUUUUUUAUCUUAUUUUACAUCGGAGACGAUGCUUGAAAAGUUAUACGUGAGAAAGUGUUUAAGAUGUAAGUCAGUCUUUAGGUCGCAGAAUAAGAUUGUAUAUUCAGACAUUGAACGUGUUACCGUGUAACGCGACGUUUGCGUAACUUUGUACACGAGAUGAUGCAGGAUUUUUUUCGUUGACGAUUUUUUUCACAGUGUAGCAUCAAAUAGUAAAAGUUCUGUAUCUAUGUAUUUGUAUAUAUUCUUCAAAUGUGCACAUAUUACCUACCAAAACUUGUAUACGUAUGUGAAACAGAAAUCCAUGUACACGCACAUUUGUGAUAUAUAUAUAUCUGUGAGUGAUAAAAUUUUGAACAGGGGGAACAUAACUGAUUAUCAUGAUUCUUAUUACCGUCUGAGGAAAAUUUUUCAUUUUUUUUUUCGUCAGUAGAUUUGUUUAAAUGCAGAAAGAGUGAAAUAGAAAUGAAAAAAAAUUAUAGGUAAUCGUGUAAAUCGCGCUGAGCGAGGAAAAUGUUUUGGCAUUGUAUGAGAGUUUAUUUCAUAAAUUUACGACCCUUUGGGUUGACUGUGCAAAAUAGAUUUGGAUGUGGAAAAAAAACCUAAUGAUAGAAAUUUUAUCGUAUUUAUUAACUAUACUAAAGUAUGUGCAUUACACGGCGAUUUCUUACACUCGUAGUAUGUAGUCCAUCGAUCGACAGUAUAGUACAUUGUGAAACAGGAUUUUACACAGUAUACCUAUAAGGCGCAGUGUGAUUUCUAAACAAAGGUGAGACCUGUGUUAUUGUAUCAUAAUCGUAUUAGCAGUAUAAUUAUCAAUAAAUACUGAACAUCAUUCCUUCAAGAACAAA
Molecule: messenger RNA, 4579 nt
Organism: Athalia rosae (coleseed sawfly)
Lineage: Eukaryota; Metazoa; Arthropoda; Insecta; Hymenoptera; Athaliidae
Product: endoplasmic reticulum transmembrane helix translocase
Exons: 12
Coding region: 43-3522 (1159 amino acids)
Biological process (GO): intracellular calcium ion homeostasis
Cellular component (GO): endoplasmic reticulum membrane
Molecular function (GO): ATP binding; P-type ion transporter activity; ATP hydrolysis activity
Source: RefSeq, a predicted model, not a curated record